GAGAUAACAACCAUGCUGCAGGGAACGUACAUCAACUACUUUCAUUGUCUGAGAAUCGUUGAUCUGCUCAAGGAGACAGAAGCGGGAAGUAAAAACAUGUUUGGGAGAUCGCAGCGCAUGAAGCUGAAGUCGCGCAAAUCUUGAUGAGGAAUGUUAAUUAUGAGGUAACUGCACUGAAGAAACAGAUCGUGAAAUGUAAACAGAUUCAGAAGGAUAUGGGCAAUAAGAUAAAAUCAGAGCUGUUAUCGUUAGUGAAACAUCUUCCUGCCGAGUUUGAUAAAAUAACAACAGCUACCAGGGACCUCAAAGAACCAGUCAACUUGUAUGAAAUGUUCAUCGAGUUCACAUUAAAAAAGACGCCAGACACGUUGUCCUGUCCAGCACACCCAAUGCUGCCCAACCGGUUUAUCACAAGAUACGACGUGAACACCACAAUGAAGCCCCGACGUCCUCUGAAAUUUCAAGAAAUGGUUGGGUUUGGUCAAGGGACUGGUAUUGGAUCUGAUAUAUUAUCAUUAUUGUCACACCUUUUCGCUAAAUAUGAGGUCUUGAAAAUGCUUGGUAUUGCUCCUUGUGAGGUGUUACCCAACGUUAAUGACGCCUGUCUGUAUAAGUGGUACAUACUUGACACCUAUGGCGAAGGAUGAGCCAGUUAUUUUCGAGUUUGUACUUUGGGUGCAUCUCGUUCCUCGGGUUGCAUUGCGCCCGCGACCCCAUAGGAGUUCCUGGUCUUGUCUCUUCGCCCCCAACCCCGAUAAACUCUAUGUACCGUGAACGAAUGCUCAUCAGGUCGACAGUUAUUUGACGACGUAAAUCCAUCCAUAUUAACUGGCGCUGCGGCUGCGCUCAAUAGACUCCGUUGGGGAGUCUGAGCCUGAUAGGGUGUACCAGUCCAGCCGGUUAUGUACGGUUGGUAUGCUCUAUGAUAUGGAUCUCCAGCCACCUGUCAGCUAGGGGCAGACCCCAGUGUCUCAACCCUGGGUCUCAGAGGCGGUAACUUCUAGUCAGGCAGCGCGCUAUGUCUGGUUAGGCGACAUGGGUUACCAGGGCAUCCACAGCCAAAAUGGUUUGCACAUGAAGGUCAUCGCGACCGACUUGUGAGGGGGAAGAAGUGAUGUCCAUGGCGGUUUCAAAUUGAUCUGACGACCCCCGCGUCUUCUGGACAGGGAGGGGUUCAUGUGGCCAAAUCCUGUCAGCUAAAUCCUAUCGUUAGCAUCGUUCGCGGUUCAUGGAAACCAAGGGCAUGGAACCCUUUUUUGUCUUGGUUUAAUUUCUCUGAGGAUUUCAAUGAUGAUAUAUAUAUUUAGAUCCACAGGUAUAGUCGGUACAUGUGGCGACUCGCCACAUGAACAUUUUAAAAGUUUUUUUCGAGCAUUGUUAAAAGUUAUGAGAAUAAAUUUCUUCUUUGGACGUGUUUUUUUUACCAGAAUGACAAUCAAAAAGUUUGUCACUGGAGAAUUUCCCCAUCCCCCACCCCAGCCCUAGAAUAAUAUACAGACUAAAUAGUAUCUUUGGACUGUGCUGGUAAUAUAGGUCAGUCACGAAAAAUAAAAUAUAUAUUGGACUGUACUGGUAAUAUAGGUCAGUCACGAAAAAUGAAAUAUAUAUUGGACUGUACUGGUAAUAUAGGUCGGUCACGAAGAAUAGAAUGAUAUUGGACUGUACUGGUAAUAGAGGUCGGUCACGAAAAAUGAAAUAUAUAUUGGACUGUACUGGUAAUAUAGGUCAGUCACAAAAAUAUCUGAAAGUCUGUGCCCCAUUGUUGACGAAUAUAAUAUCGUGAGGACUUUAUCAAUAGUCACGGUCCCUGGCCCCUCCCACAUAAAAAUCAUUAGCAAGGUCACUGCAGGCAAUAGCUUCAGCAUUGUUAUUGUAUAAACAUGUCUUAAACAUUAUAAACGGCCCUAUUUGUGGGGUUACAUUGGGUUCUUGCUGGGGUAAUGAUGUCCAUGUCCGAUUCUGCGUUUUGUGGACUUGUAAAUCAGUCCAGCAGUGACAUUGCGUUUUGUGGACAUAUAAGUCUGUCCCGCAGUACCAAGUUUCACCCAGCAAUAACCAAAAAGACCUGCACGUGACCUUAAAGUAAAUAGCUGUGCAAGUGUUGUCGAGACAAAACGCGAUGUAUGCAUUGGAAGAAGGAAAUCUGCGAAGAGUAGCAGGAACUGUCUGUCCAGCUCUCGUCUAUGAAACAAUGGGCGAUUUGAAAGACGUCUCCUGAACAGAUCGCCCAUUGUUCACUGAAGCAGCAGUCGAAUUGUCUCCAAUUUUUUCAGGGGGAUUGCUCCAUCUCGUGUGGUUUCGCUGUCCCGUCCCAAGAAUCGAGCCAACGCGACCGAGGCCACUUCUGAGAGAUAAAUAUUCAGGAUGCCAGAUUUGU
This is a messenger RNA of Lineus longissimus, 2377 nucleotides long. RefSeq lists its product as uncharacterized. Gene Ontology annotation, cellular component: endomembrane system. The transcript has 6 exons. NCBI's taxonomy places the organism in Eukaryota, Metazoa, Nemertea, Pilidiophora, Heteronemertea, Lineidae. Gene Ontology annotation, biological process: regulation of mitotic cell cycle; regulation of cyclin-dependent protein serine/threonine kinase activity. Bases 144 to 647 code for a protein of 167 amino acids. The record is from RefSeq and is a predicted model, not a curated record.